This is a messenger RNA of Girardinichthys multiradiatus, 1499 nucleotides long. It is a transcript of the gene trnt1, whose product is annotated as tRNA nucleotidyl transferase, CCA-adding, 1. The record is from RefSeq and is a predicted model, not a curated record. Gene Ontology annotation, molecular function: nucleotidyltransferase activity; RNA binding. The transcript has 8 exons. NCBI's taxonomy places the organism in Eukaryota, Metazoa, Chordata, Actinopteri, Cyprinodontiformes, Goodeidae. Gene Ontology annotation, biological process: RNA processing. The coding region runs from base 173 to 1447 and encodes 424 amino acids.
AUACGUGCAGCUGCUGCUCCGGGAAGAGCAAAGACGUCCUGAGACAUGACUUUACUUGAACUUGUUGCCAACGGUGCUUGUGUUCAUUCCAAGUUUCCCAAUAUGGACGGGAUGAGGCAGCAGGGGACGUAAAUCACUGCUGUAGCUCAGAGGAGGACUAACUGGACUAAAGAUGUGGAGCAGAUUAGUUAGACCUGCUGUGAUUAGUUCAAGUGUAUGGAGGAGUCUGUUCACCAUGAGGCUGAAGACCAACGAGUUCCAGUGUCUCUUCACUGAUGGGCUGAAUGGAAUAGCGGAAUUGUUUGAGAAGCAUAAGCAUGAGCUCCGGAUCGCUGGCGGCGCUGUGCGGGAUCUGCUUGCUGGGAAGCGGCCUGAGGACGUAGACUUUGCCACCACAGCCACUCCAGAGGAGAUGAAGUGCAUGUUCCAAGCUGCAGGAAUCAGGAUGAUCAACAAUAAAGGAGAGAAGCACGGGACCAUUACUGCACGACUGCACAAUGAGAACUUUGAGGUGACCACACUACGAGUUGAUGUUCAGACAGAUGGACGACAUGCAGAGGUAGAGUUCACCACCGACUGGCAGAAAGACGCCGAGCGGAGAGACCUCACCAUUAACUCGAUGUUUUUAGGGCUUGAUGGAACGUUAUACGACUAUUUUAAAGGCUAUGAAGACCUGCAGAACCAUAAAGUCCGGUUCGUUGGUAGCGCUGAACAGAGGAUACAAGAGGACUACCUGAGAAUACUGAGAUAUUUCAGGUUUUAUGGCAGGGUGGCUAUAAGACCAGAGGAGCACGAGCCUGAGACUCUGGCCGCCAUCAGGGAAAAUGGCAGAGGUCUGGCAGCUAUAUCGGGAGAAAGAAUCUGGGUGGAACUAAGGAAGAUGGUGGUUGGUAACCAUGCUGCUCAUCUGCUGGAGCUCGUCUAUAAUCUGGACUUGGCUCAGUACAUAGGUUUGCCUCCAAAUGGCGACGUUGCCGAGAUGAAGCGCGUGUGGCAGAACGCCAAAACUCACUCUCCCAAACCCAUGACCAUCCUGGCGGCUCUGUUCCACAGCCCGGAUGACGUGGAAAAGAUGGACCUCCGACUGAAGGUGUCCAGAGAGGAGAAGACCCUGGCUCUGUUCCUGGUCAAACACAGGGGGCUCUGCAAGAGCGACGAAGAGCCAGACAGGCUCAAACCUUUCACUGACUUUAUUAUCGAUAGCAGAGAGCCGGACUCUCAGGGUAAAGUGUGCGAAUUACUGAAGUAUCAAGGUGAAGAGAAGCUGCUGUCGGACCUCCUAAGAUGGUCCGUUCCUCGCUUCCCCAUCAGCGGCCAUGAUCUGAGGAAGAUGGGCAUCACCUCAGGGAAGGAUAUCGGUGCCACUCUGCAGAAGCUCCGGGACGUCUGGAAGAAAAGUCGAUACCAAAUGGACAAAGAUGAACUGCUGAGUCAUGUGAAACCUUAAAUCAACCAAAUAAAGCAGCAGCUGGUGUUUGAUGUUAAUUUAAAUAGCUGUA